AAACCACCGCAAAAUACGGAGAGUGUCCUCAGUGACCAGAAGAGAGAAGGAUGCGACACCGAGGAUGUGGACAAGUGGGUGAAGAAUUUGUCUGAAAGACACCUCACCCAAACAGAGAAAAACUUCCUUGCUAAAGGGUUGAAUUUUGCUGUCACACCGAGACAAAUCCCGCUAGUGGAGCUGAUCACAGCCACAGAAACAGCAAUUCGUAAGAACAAUAUUGCAGAAGUGGAAGCAGAGCAACUACGGAUGAAAGUUUUGGCCUGUCUCAGCAAUGCAAAGCCUCCAGCAUCCAACAUCACCAUGGAGGAGAGGAAGGCACUCACAUCACUUAGUGAUGACAACAACAUUAUCAUCCUUUCGGCAGACAAGGGUAGGUGCACAGUAUUGCUAAACCAGAAAGACUGUCAUGAGAAAAUUUUGUCACUACUCAGUGAUGAAAAUACUUAUGAGCCCCUGAAACGAGACCCAGGAAGUGGCUACAGGAAGAGGGUGAUAGACUGUCUGAAGCAGUUAGAACAAGACAAGGCUAUUGACCGGACCUCAUACCACAGGCUGUACCCAGGGGAAUCUACACCAAGUCUUUAUGGUUUACCAAAAAUACAUAAACAGGGUGCACUUUUAAGACCGAUUGUCUGCAUGAUCAACUUGGUCACGUAUAACAGCUCCAAGUUUCUGUCUUCGAUCCUCAACCCGCUGGUGGGCAGCUCUGAACACCACAUCCAGAACACCCUGGAUUUUGUUGAGAAGGUGAGAGAUGUCAUUAUGGAGGCAGAUGAAACCAUGGUCUUGUACGACUUUACAUCUCUCUUCACUUGCAUCCCAAUCACGAAAGCGUUGGAGGUAGUUCAUAAGAGAUUACAGGAUGACACCAACCUCAGCAACAGGACCACUAUGAGGAAGCAGUACUUCAGCUCUGGGGUCAACAAGAGAUCGCUGGAUACCAUUGAGAGGGCGGCCUUCUUUGUAACCUUGGACGACGAGGAGCAAGGCAUGAGGGGAGAUGACCCAGAGGGGAACUUGGACUGCUAUGCCAAGUCUCUGCUUCAUGGGAAAUGUUAUGACAGGUGA
Molecule: messenger RNA, 1071 nt
Organism: Pundamilia nyererei
Lineage: Eukaryota; Metazoa; Chordata; Actinopteri; Cichliformes; Cichlidae
Exons: 2
Source: RefSeq, a predicted model, not a curated record